AUGUCUUCUGGAAGCAGCGCUUCGAUGUUGGCAGAAGUCCCUGGCGCUCCAGAGAUAGGCCCGGCUGCGCUGGCUGUGCGGCCUUCCACGGUGCCGGGUGCAGGUUUGGGGCUCUUCGCAGCAGAGGACAUCGAACCCUUCAUCAUAAUUGGUGAGUACACGGGUGAAGUGAAAGAUCUGGCCUCGUACGGUGCCAAAGUUGAUCGGCUAGGCCACAGUGAGCUGCACCCCUUCUAUCUCCGACCCGGUCUUCUGGUCGACCCGACGGAUGAGCAUGGCUGUUUGCAUCCGGCACAUUCGAAGCGACCCGGCCCUGAGAUCCUGGGAGCCUCCAAGAGAGCGAAAGGCGGAGCCGACGAAGACAAGGCCUCCUGGCUCCCGCUGCUUGGUGCUCGGCUGCCUCCGAGGGAGCUGGCGCUGGCGACCGAUUGCGGCGGCAGCGUCGGCCCGGUUUCGGCGCUCUCCGACCUGGGGGUGCCGUUCAGGCACAUUUUCGCCUGUGAGUCCGAUCCCUCGAGUCAGCAGCUCCUGGCAUCACAGGCAGACUCCAGACCAGAACGCUUGUUUGGCAGCAUGAUUGGCCGAGACCGCGGCUGCUAUUGCCUGGUGUCCGGACGGUGGAUGCCGAUGCCAAAGGUGCAGCCCGACAUGUACAUCUCCAAUGCUGGCACACACGGCCCAAAUCCCGACCGCUUCUUUGCAGCCGUGAAGUACAUCAUGGAGUACCAACCUCGCAUGGUGAUACUGGAAGACCUGGUAGCAGCCUGCAGACAGGAUCCACAAGGGAACCUUCCAGCAGAUGCGAUUCUUGCUCUUCUCGAGCAAGCUGGAGAUUACGAAGUAGAUGCCUUCCAGGUGCUGGCAUCCAACUAUGGGCUGCCCCAGCGCAGACAGCGUGUCUACUACGUCAUGGUUGGUCGCCAAUUUCUCCGGCCUGCCAGAAGGUCUGGACGCGAUCGAGAUGCGCAGGCUCAGCUUGAGCGAGUCAGAGAAGGACUUGAACAACUUCAUGUCCACGUGGCCAACUCCAGCCCGAGCCCGGACGCAGAAGACCUCCUCAGCCUCAGCGAGAGCCGGCUGGAUGGACCCACCCUUGGUGGCCGACUGAAUUCGGACACCAGCGAUGCAAGCGGGAGCUCGAGCUCGAGCAUCGACGAGGAGUCUAAAGGGAUUGAGUCGCUUCUGGCGAUGACGUCCGACGCCAGCUAUUUGCACAGAAGGCUCCGGCACGAACUUCGGCUUGCAGCCGAUGACCUGACCUACUUUUCGGAAGCAGGACCACAGCUGGCCAAGUGGCUCCGCACCUACAGGGAGGCGGACCUGUGUCAGAUACACUGGCUUCGUGCGCGGAGCCAAGGGCGCGAGAUCCGCUUUGUCUCAAUCUCACAGGAUGCACACCGAGCAUCCUUGAGCUUCACGGGAGAGAUUCCUCCUCUGGCUGCCAACACCAGGCUUUGGUCCUACAGGUUGCAGCGUGUACUCCGAGGCGAGGAGAUGAUGCUGCUCCAAGGUUUCAAGCCGCAUCAUUGGCACCUCGGGAGUCUCUCCGAGUCGACGAUCAGCCGCAUGGCGGGCAGCGCGAUGAGCGUCCACAUGAUUGCAGCUCUUCUUGCCGCCCUCCUGGCCAGUGUGGAUCUGAAGGCUCCGCUGCAGGAAGCCCGCCGGCGCACCAUCAGCCUCGCCGAGCUGCGAAGCAGAUACGCGGGGAUUCGACAGCGCCUAAACGGCUUGCGCCGAAAUGCAAGACUUGGAGCAUGA
This is a messenger RNA of Symbiodinium sp. CCMP2456, 1758 nucleotides long. The record is from the annotation of a GenBank genome assembly. Lineage: Eukaryota; Dinophyceae; Suessiales; Symbiodiniaceae.